AUGUCUGCCGGACCCCUCGAGGUGUACAAUGGCACCAGUGGUGUCGCCGACAACGGCGGUGACUCGCUGACCUCCGACCUCAACAUCUACUAUUCAUCGGGCGACUUUGCCUGGAUCAUGACCUCGGCUGCCCUGGUGCUGCUGAUGAUUCCCGGUGUUGGAUUCUUCUACUCCGGCCUCGCCCGCCGCAAGUCUGCGCUGUCGCUCAUCUGGCUGUCUAUGAUGAGUAUAGCGGUCGUCAGUUUUCAAUGGUUCUUUUGGGGAUAUUCCCUCACCUUCUCGCACACUGGCAGCUCCUUCAUUGGUGACCUGUCCAACUUUGGUCUGAUGAAGACGCUUGGUCAACCUUCGGUCGGCAGCACUAAGAUCCCGGACAUCCUCUUCUGCCUGUACCAGGGCAUGUUCGCGGCCAUUACUCCUGCCCUCGCUAUUGGUGCUGCCGCCGACCGCGGUCGCAUGCUGCCCUGCAUUGUCUUUAUUUUCGUCUGGGCCACCAUCGUCUACGACCCCAUUGCCUACUGGACCUGGAACGCCAACGGCUGGACGUUCAAGCUCGGCGGUCUCGACUUUGCCGGUGGCACGCCCGUCCACAUCUCGUCGGGUGCAGCUGCCCUCGCCUACUCGCUGAUGCUCGGCAAGCGCACUGGCUACGACAAGAACCAGGGCCUGCCGUACCGCCCCCACAACGUUACCCAUGUCGUCCUCGGCACCGUCUUCCUCUGGGUCGGCUGGUUCGGCUUCAACGGUGGCUCGGCUCUGGGCGCCAACAUGCGCGCUGUCAUGGCUUGCGUUGUCACGAAUCUGGCCGCGUCCGUUGCCGGCAUCACUUGGUGCCUUCUGGAUUACCGCCUGGAGAAGAAGUGGUCGACUGUCGGUUUCUGCUCUGGCGCCAUUGCCGGCCUCGUUGCCAUCACUCCUGCCUCUGGUUUCGUCCCUGCCUGGUCGGCUGUCAUCUAUGGUGUUGUCGGUGCCAUUGUAUGCAACUUUGCCACCAAGCUCAAGUUCUUCCUCGGCAUCGAUGAUGGUCUCGACAUCUUUGCUGAGCACGCCGUCGGCGGUAUGGCCGGUAACAUCCUGACGGCCUUUUUUGCUGCUGACUACAUUGCUCACCUCGAUGGCUUCACCGUGAUCCCUGGUGGCUGGCUCAACCACAACUGGAUCCAGCUCGGCUACCAGCUGGCCGACUGCGUUUCCGGCUUCGCCUACUCAUUCGGCAUGACCUGCAUCAUUCUCUUCCUCAUGAACCUCGUGCCCGGCUUGAGUCUGCGCGUCACGGCCGAGGAGGAGGAGCUUGGCCUCGACGACGCCCAACUCGGCGAGUUUGCCUACGACUAUGUUGAGCUGGCCCGCACGCCCUCUGAGCACAUUAAUGGCGAGUUCGUGCCCAGCACGCCCGCCAGCGUCCACGAGGGCAAGGAGACCGCUCCGCCGGUCUAA
Messenger RNA from Sporothrix brasiliensis 5110, 1437 nucleotides. Its product is annotated as ammonium transporter MEP2. The record is from RefSeq and is a predicted model, not a curated record. Gene Ontology annotation, molecular function: ammonium channel activity. NCBI's taxonomy places the organism in Eukaryota, Fungi, Ascomycota, Sordariomycetes, Ophiostomatales, Ophiostomataceae. Gene Ontology annotation, cellular component: plasma membrane. Gene Ontology annotation, biological process: ammonium transmembrane transport. The transcript has 3 exons. Bases 1 to 1437 code for a protein of 478 amino acids.